AUCGUACUCCAAAUUGCGUUCGCACCCUUUUGGUUUAGCGUUGGGUUAUUGUGCGAACGAAAGAGGCGUGGUAUAUCCCAACAGGCAGACUCGCAUCUGCGCAAUCGUCAUCUGCUUUCCUCCACCAGUUCGCCCUGCCACCUUCAAGGGCAUCUCUCGUCUGUGGUGCUGUCGAGUGAGCCGGUACAGUCACGGAGCUCCUAACUAGUAAUUUAUAGCCAACCAAGAGAAGUUGAAGGUCGAAGUAUAGAAGGUCUGCCCUGUGGCGCGUCUCUUGUGAAGCAUGAGUCUCGUCUCCCUGCAACGCCUGUGUGUCUGCCGUGUGGGCAGGAAAUGCAUCUGUUCAAAUAUAAGGUUUGAAUCGGCCCUAUCCAGGGUCAAGUGGUUGGAGCCAAGUUUGCAUCUAUCGAGAAGUAUGUCGUCCCAGAGUGGAAAGAACCACCGUAUUGAAUAUGAUACAUUUGGAGAACUACAGGUUCCAGCAGAUAAGUUAUAUGGUGCUCAGACUGUCAGGUCCGUCAUGAAUUUUCCAAUUGGAGGCCCUACAGAGAGAAUGCCUCUCCCUGUGAUAAAAGCAUUUGGUAUAUUGAAGAAGGCAGCUGCAGAAGUGAAUAAACAAUAUGGACUGGAUCCAAAGCUAGCAGACACUAUAAGCAAAGCAGCUGAUGAGCUGAUAGAUGGGAGUCUGUAUGAAGAGCACUUUCCACUAGUGAUCUGGCAAACUGGAUCUGGAACCCAGAGCAAUAUGAAUGUGAAUGAGGUGAUCAGUAACAGGGCAAUCCAAAUGUUGGGAGGAGAAUUGGGGAGCAAGAAGCCCAUCCACCCAAAUGACCAUGUCAAUAAGAGUCAGAGCUCAAAUGACACCUUCCCCACUGCUAUGCAUGUGGCUGUCGCAAUGGAAAUUCAUUCAGCUCUUCUCCCUGGCCUAGAAGCUCUCCAUAAAGCACUGUGUGACAAAUCAAAGGAAUUUGCUGACAUCAUCAAGAUUGGUCGAACCCACUUACAGGAUGCCACACCUCUGACCUUGGGGCAAGAAUUCAGUGGUUAUGCCCAGCAGGUUGAGUUUGGGAUUGAACGAAUCAAAGCCACACUCCCUCGCCUCUAUUAUUUGGCAAUCGGUGGAACUGCUGUUGGCACAGGAUUGAACACAAGAAUUGGAUUUGCUGAAAAAGUCUCAGCCAAGAUUUCAGAGCUGACUGGACUUCCCUUCCAGUCAGCUCCAAAUAAAUUUGAAGCUCUGGCAUCCCAUGAUGCAAUGGUUGAAGUGUCUGGAGCUUUGAAUGUCAUUGCAUGUUCAAUGAUGAAGAUUGCAAAUGACAUUCGGCUCCUAGGCUCAGGUCCUCGGUCGGGACUCGGGGAGCUCUCACUGCCUGAAAAUGAACCUGGCAGCAGUAUCAUGCCUGGAAAGGUAAAUCCUACACAGUGUGAAGCCAUCACUAUGGUUGCUGCUCAGGUCAUGGGAAAUCAUGUUGCUGUCACUGUUGGUGGAAGCAAUGGACAUUUUGAACUGAAUGUCUUCAAGCCACUCAUUGUCUCCAAUGUCCUCAGAUCUAUUCGUCUGAUUGGAGAUAGUUCCAAGGCGUUUACUAAGAACUGUGUCGUUGGGAUUGAGGCUAACAAGGAUCGAAUCAAGACACUGGUUGCAAACAGUCUCAUGCUGGUCACUGCCCUAAAUCCUCACAUUGGAUACGACAAAGCUGCCAAGAUCGCCAAGACAGCCCACAAACAGGGCACAACUCUGAAGGAGACUGCACUUGCUUUGGGGUACCUGACAGAGGAACAAUUUGAUAAGUCAAACAUCGACCUCCUCGGUCACUCAUCGACCACCGCUUCAUCCGCCCACCGAUCCUCCCUUCCCUUCGCUCCACCUCCGACCCGCAAGAUGGUCCAAGUAUCCUCGGCCAAACUGAAGAGCCCCGUGGACGCGGAGCGAGAGAGACAGACGAAACAAUUCCAGGAACCUUGGAUGAAUCGUUGCUUCUCGCAGGUCUCCUUUCCCAAUCCUCGAUGCGAGAAGAUAUUGGAGAAAGUGAACUCCGUGUUGGUGAGACGGAUUCGAGGCCAGAUGGAGUCCAUCCCAAAGCAACAGGCCUUGUUCCUGCUCCUCGGCAAGGACUUCGCCUUGCAGCAUUUCCCGCACAUGAACUACGACCCUUCCGUCCUGGAGCCGCCGAAGAUGACGGCCAAGGACCGGGAACGAUACAUGACCCAGAUGCAGGAAUACCUGGAAAAAGAAGUCAAGGAAUCCUGGAAGGAAUGCGGAUACCCCGAGGACAUCGCCAACUACGAAGGAGACGAUGACCUCGGCGAAUUCGUCCAUCAGGUCCGGCAAGUGUUCCGCAACGGGAUGGAGGAACACGUCCAGAAGGAAAUGGAAGUGUUUCAGAGAAAGAAGAGAAGUGCUCCGACAUCAGGUCGAGGUCGUCUGGUGAACCCAGAAGAUCCAUUCUACGUCCAGCAAUCCGAGGUCAUCGGCAACACCAUCGUGACCUUGAUGAAGGCCGACCCCUCGCAGAAAGAUCCCAUAUUCAAACAGUUCAAGGAGAAGGUCCAGCUCCUGCCGAACCCGAUGAGGCAGGUAUUGUGGCUGGAAUGCUUGAUCUCCCAAGAGCACAAGGGGAACCUGCGAGGCACCCUGGAAGAGCUGGAGACGCAGCUGAAGGAGACCUACAGAAAGCCCCUGCGAGAGAAGGUGAAAUCGUUGCAGAUCGGCCGCGCCACCCGGAGCCCCGACUGGAGGGAGAUCGACAAGAAAGUCAUCGAGGUGUACGAGCGGUCCCCGGGCUUGAAGAACCUGGACGACGACGAGCACAUGAUUCAGACCUCUCGGGUCAUGAAUAUUUUCCACGUUCUCAAUGGCCGCUCCCCCACGUACCUGGCGUUUUGGCUCUGUCCUCUUCAAAGGACGUAUGGGAAAUACCUGGAGGAACAAAACGACGACGACAUGCUGAAGCUGGCUGUAUAUCUGGAUCUCGUGGACAAGCAUGUGAAACCCAAACCGAGAGAAGUGUUUAAUCUGGCGGAUAAGGUGAUCGAAGCCCUGUCGGAACAGGAUCACGAUUACCUGAGGCACCUCAAUACCACCCAGCAGAACAAGGUGAAACCCAACGUAAAGGAUUUCCCACCCGAGAUGCUGCUGAAGGACACGGGAAAGAGCGAAAAACUGCACGAGAGGCUUCUCGCAUCCGACGAAGUCCCCGAAUCCCAGCUGGACCUAUUCACCGACCCGGCCCUCUUCAUCCGCAAGUGGAUCUGGGAGGGAUUCGUGGACGUCCUCGGCUCCAACGCCAUCCUCCUCACCUGGGAUCAGCUCUUCCUAAGGGAAUGGGGUCCCAAGGCUAUCGUCACCGUUGCCUUGGCCAUCUUGGGGCUCAUCAAGCCCUGGAUGCUCCGAGCCACUGGAUACAGCGGAGUCCGAAAAGUAUUUUUAGAGGAGCCGGCGAAUCUGUACACGACGGACGUGAGACGAGCAUACCAGCACCUGUGGGGAGGCGGGAGUCUCGUCGGGUUACCGGAAAACAAGAACUUCAUCCCCCCGAAGGUAGCGCCUCCACCGCCGCCACCUCCCCCCCAACCGGUACCAGUAGCCCCGCCCAAGCCUCCGACUCCGAAGCCUCCUUCCCCGCGUCCCAUGCCCGUCCCCGUCCCGGCGCCCAUCCCCUUCGACAUCAACCUGGACUCCGACGAGGAAGAAGCGGAGCCCUUGCCCCUGCCGGAACCACCGCCGGACUCGGAGUCGGAGGAGGAGGAGCCGCCGCCUCCACCUCCUCCCCCGCCCAAGCCCCCCACGCCUCCUCCGUCCGACGAAAUCGUGCCUUGGGUCCCGUAUAGUAAGUCUAAAUGGGAGAAGUCGAAGCCGGAGCCGAGUGCCGUCACGAAGCCUUUCGACCUCUACAUCGACGGCGUUCGGUUCCUUCCCGAUAACAUCGCCUUCUGCAAGGUUACGGGGCGGUUCUUCAACGUGCACAUCGGCGGGGAGAACGAAAAGCUGCCGGAUAUCUUGGUCCUUCCCGACCUGGAUUCCAACAAUCGAUGCCCCAAGUUGAAGUUCAAAGUCCCCGUGAAUUUGGACGGAGUCAUCAUCAACCCCGAUCUCACCUGCAUGCUUCGAGUCUGGGGGUACGAGACCCACACGAAGCGGGCGGUCGUGGUCGGGUCGUGCCUCGUCGGGUUCUUCAACUCGAGGGCGGCGAAGCCCCUGUUGUUGGUCGGGGGCAUGCAGAGACGGCUGCAUGCCGGAUUGCCCUCGCCGGAUUCCGGACUCAUGACGAAUCUGUCGGUCGAUGAUCUCGAUAAAAAUCCUUACAUCCCGGGUGUCACUCUUCUCGUUCGAAUCCUUCCUCAUAGCCAGGACUACGUGACAGCCCCCACAUACGAGUCCAUGUACUACGACUCCGCCGAGGCCUCCCCGAACAAGUCGGAGGAACGCCUCUACGUCCACUACAUGUCGAAGCCGGACCUGAAGCAGACGGUGAAGGAGAAGGCGGUGAAGGCGAUCGAGAAGGCGCCGCAGGACCCGAAGGAGCUGCAGAAGGCGAUGCUGGGGAGGCUGGAGCUGAAGCAGAACCAGGUCGGGCUGCCGCAGGACAUGGACAUCGACCGGUUCGUUCAGUACGAUCAGGCCAAGGGGCUUUACGUCUUGGUGGAACAGGCCUUCGGUCUCGCUCUGUAUCACGACAACCGUUUCACGCAAGCGUUCGUUCACAUCCUGGGUCCUCACGAACUGCGUAAUUUCCUAUCUGCGAGCGGCGACGAGACGCGAUACAUCACCCAGAGUCUGGACUUCAAGAGCCCCGUGCGGGCCCCGAAGUGGCUGGACAAGGCCCGUCCCCUUCGACCUCCGUACGACGAGGGGACGCUCCUCCUCGUGCGCCUCUAUGGGAUCCCGGUGUCGUAUAAGCCCAAGGCGGGGCCGGGGACGGGCACCGUCUCGCAUCGAGAGGGGAAGAGCUUCGAGAUCAAAUUGGACCUCUCGAUGGGAUGGAUCGCCGUGCCGGUCUUCGGCGCCAAUUGCGUCAUUCAGAGCAACUACUCGUUGCCCCUAUUCAAAGGGGCGAUCCCCCUGGAAUUCCUGGUGGAUCUGGCAAAGGAGGGAAGUCGAGAUCCCGUCCCCGUGUACCGAAAGGCAUUACAGGCGGGGAAGCUGAAGCCCCACGAGGGGACGUCGAUCGACCUGUCGGUGUGGGACGGGCGAUUCUCGGGGAACGAGGCGGCCGGGAGCGACAUCACGCACUGGGAGAGGCCGUACGUGCCGAACGAGGGGUCGCAGUUGGGACCGAACGCGGACGUCUUGGACGGGGUCGGGUUGAGGGAUAAAGCGGCGAAGAUGAGGGCGCCGGGCUCGCUGAGUAAGAUGCCGGGAUUGCAUUCGUUGGUGCUGGAGAUGCAGGAUCAGGAGACGAAGAAGAAGGGGGCGGUCGGGAGUCUCUACGAGAAGGAGAGACUCCACGAGUGCGUGUUUCUGACGACAGACCGAGGCGUUGAAGAAGGCGGGGCAGAGGCCCCUGGACAUGAAUUGACCCGGAUCGAGAGAGGCUCAUUCCGAGAUCGCAUCCGUGAUCCAAGGGAGACAGUGACGGACCCUCGUGUAGACGCCGGGGAGAUUGGGCCUGGCACAGCGAAUUCCUGCCGAUACGCGCCUCCCUCUCGCACGAACAUCGGAAUCUUUGCCUCCUUUGAGAAUGCCGGCGCAGAAUUGACCGUCUUUGAUCCGAAAGUAGCCUUUCAUCAGCUUCGAGCACCUUUCGUUGUCCACUAUGGGAACGGCCUCCUUGACGCGAUAGAAGUCACUUUUGGUCCUGUCCUGCCCGUCUGUCUCUCAAUGCUUCUGUCCGCGAUUAGCUUGCUACCAAGGUACGUGGAGUGUAUAGAACGCGUGGAGGAGAGGAGGUUACAAAAAUUCUUUCGUGACCUUCGCCCUCCGUAUGAGGAUGGGAGGACACUCCUCGUGCAUCUCUGUGGAAACCAGGUGUCUCCAGCCCAAGGCGUGGCAGGGAAAGACACCGUCUCACAUCGAGAGGGGAAGAGCUUCGAGAUAAAAUUGGAGCUCUUGAUGGGAUGGGUCGCCGUGCUAGUCUUCGACGCCAAUUGCGUCAUUCAUGUACAGAAGCAACCAUACGGGAUACCAUUCUCCCUCCAGAGACGGCGCAAGCGUCAAGAUCAACAAUUCGCCCUCGCCUCCAGAUAUGGCGCCAGCGACAGCGUCAUCGAUGGCGCCCUGAACGGGAGCCUCCGUUCGUCAUCCCCAUUGGUGGCACUAGAGAACCUCUAA
Molecule: messenger RNA, 6271 nt
Organism: Darwinula stevensoni
Lineage: Eukaryota; Metazoa; Arthropoda; Ostracoda; Podocopida; Darwinulidae
Source: the annotation of a GenBank genome assembly